Molecule: messenger RNA, 819 nt
Organism: Colletotrichum costaricense
Lineage: Eukaryota; Fungi; Ascomycota; Sordariomycetes; Glomerellales; Glomerellaceae
Exons: 2
Coding region: 1-819 (272 amino acids)
Biological process (GO): inositol phosphoceramide metabolic process
Cellular component (GO): inositol phosphoceramide synthase complex; Golgi membrane
Molecular function (GO): inositol phosphoceramide synthase regulator activity
Source: RefSeq, a predicted model, not a curated record
AUGGCGUUCUCAAGAUUCAGCAUGCGGUUACCGCUCCCAAAGACCUUUCUAGGAUGCAUCGGCCUUCAAACAGGCACCGAGGUCAUCUCCCUCAUCCUCCUCUUCAACAGGCUCACCGGCCUCUACGGUCUACUCGCCAUCCUCACGGGCUACGAGCUCUCCGUGACGCAGCUGUCAAUGUACCUCUACUCGCUGGGCGUCGUCGUCCUGCUGGCCAUGUUCAUGCCCCACAUCCGCAAGCAGAGCCCCUUUGAGACGCUCAGCCUCGCCUGGCUCUACAUCGUCGACACCGUCCUCAACGUCGCCUACACGACCUUCUUCGCCGUGAACUGGUACCUCAACAGCAGCGCCCUGGACAAGCACCCGGCAGGCAGCACCACCCCGGCCGCAGCCGGUCCCGCAGCAGCAGCGGAGAUUGCGGAGACGGCGCUGGCCAACGGGGCGCCCGUGGUUCCCGACGUGCCCGGCACGACGAAGCACAUCGGGCCCCAGGAGUCGUGGAUGAGCUUGGGGCUGAUUUGCUCCGUCACGCUGGUGCGCGUCUACUUUGCGCUCGUCGUCAUGUCGUUUGCGCAGCAGGUGCUGCAGCGGUACAGCGCGGCGGACAUGGGCUGGGAGGAGGAAGGCCGCAGCAGCGGCGCCGGCAAGAAGGGCGGCGUCGACGGACCUUUCUCGCAGGGCGAGCCGGGCGGCGAGGGGUCCCGCGGCCGUAUCGGGCGCGUGAUGCUCGCCCUCGGUCGCGGGUACUGGCUUCGCGAGAGGCCUCAGGAGGAGUGGGCGAGCGCUGUGAGCGCCAAGUUCCGGCACACCGGAGUCUAA